This is a messenger RNA of Kogia breviceps (pygmy sperm whale), 700 nucleotides long. It is a transcript of the gene COMMD1, whose product is annotated as copper metabolism domain containing 1. Gene Ontology annotation, biological process: negative regulation of sodium ion transmembrane transport; negative regulation of protein localization to cell surface; copper ion homeostasis. The record is from RefSeq and is a predicted model, not a curated record. Gene Ontology annotation, cellular component: endosome. Lineage: Eukaryota; Metazoa; Chordata; Mammalia; Artiodactyla; Physeteridae.
UGGGGGGCGGGGCCUCCGCCAACUAUGGCGGGCGAGCUUGAGGUGUCUAAGCCGCUGAGCGGGUUGCUGAGCGGCCUGGCUCAGGACGCUUUCCAUGGGCACCCGGGCAUCACGGAGGAGCUGCUGCGGAGUCAGCUGUAUCCGGAGGUGCCACCAGAGGAGUUCCGCCCCUUUAUGGCGAAGAUGAAGGGGAUUCUUAAGUCUAUUGCAUCUGCAGACAUGGAUUUCAACCAGCUGGAGGCAUUCUUGACUGCUCAAACCAAAAAGCAAGGCGGGAUCACAUCUGACCAAGCUGCUGUCAUUUCCAAAUUCUGGAAGAGCCAUAAGACAAAAAUCCGAGAGAGCCUCAUGAACCAGAGCCGCUGGGACAGUGGUCUUCGGGGCUUGAGCUGGAGAGUUGAUGGCAAAUCGCAGUCAAGACACUCAGCUCAAAUGCACACUCCUGUUGCCAUAAUGGAGCUGGAAAUAGGGAAAAGUGGACAGGAAUCUGAAUUUCUGUGUUUGGAGUUUGAUGAGGUCAAGGUCACCCAAGUCCUGAAGAAGCUCUCAGAGGUAGAAGAAAGUAUCAGCACACUGAUGCAGCCAGCCUAGCUGAAGAUGGAGCUGUUGAAGCAAAGGUGUUCAUGAUCCCUCCCCAGGGACCUGCUUUUUUUAAAAAAAAAUCUUAUUCCCCCAAUAGUAUUAAAUCCCCAAGUUCAAA